CUACCCAGACCACUGGCUCAGAUGUAGUUUAACACUUUAGAAAUGUUUUUCCUCACUUUUUCUUUGAUUUCAGGUAUUGACUUCAAAAUCAGGACGAUAGAGUUGGACGGGAAGAAGAUCAAGCUCCAGAUAUGGGACACAGCCGGCCAGGAGAGGUUCAGGACCAUCACAACAGCCUACUACAGAGGAGCUAUGGGUAUCAUGCUAGUGUAUGACAUCACUAACGAGAAGUCCUUCGAGAACAUCAAGAACUGGAUCAGGAACAUUGAAGAGCAUGCCUCCUCUGACGUGGAGAGGAUGAUCCUAGGAAACAAGUGUGACAUGAACGACAAAAGACAGGUGUCAAAAGAACGAGGAGAAAAGUUGGCGAUUGAUUACGGCAUCAAGUUCUUAGAAACGAGCGCCAAAUCCAGCCUGAACGUGGAAGAGUCCUUUUUCACACUGGGAAGAGACAUAAUGACGAGACUCAACAGAAAAAUAAACGACAGCAGUCCUCCAGGAGGAGGUGGGCCGGUCAAGAUCACAGAGACCCGGUCAAAGAAGAGCAACUUCUUCAGAUGUUCACUGUUCUAGUGGAUCCGUCCUCUCCUUUCCAUGGACUGAUACAGCCUUUACCUGCCCUGCUGUUUCCCCCUAGAGCUGAGCAGAAUACACCCCCAACCUGCUGCUUCAACCUAGAGCUGAGCAGAAUACACCCCCAACCUGCUGCUUCAACCUAGAGCUGAGCAGAAUACACCCCCAAACUGCUGCUUCAACCUAGAGCUGAGCAGAAUACACCCCCAACCCCUCACCAGGCCUGGUACCAGGCUACCUACCUAGCACUCCUCCAACCCCUCACCAGGCCUGGUACCAGGCUAUCUACCUAGCACUCCUCCAACCCCUCACCAGGCCUGGGUACCAGGCUACCUACUUAGCAGUCCUCCAACCCCUCACCAGGCUACCUACCUAGCACUCCUCCAACCCCUCACCAGGCCUGGUACCAGGCUACCUACCUAGCACUCCUCCAACCCCUCACCAGGCCUGGUACCAGGCUACCUACCUAGCACUCCUCCAACCCCUCACCAGGCCUGGUACCAGGCUACCUACCUAGCACUCCUCCAACCCCUCACCAGGCCUGAAACCAUUCUACCUACCUAGCACUCCUCCAACCCCUCACCAGGCCUGAAACCAUUCUACCUACCUAGCACUCCUCCAACCCCUCACCAGGCCUGAAACCAUUCUACCUACCUAGCACUCCUCCAACCCCUCACCAGGCCUGAAACCAUUCUACCUACCUAGCACUCCUCCAACCCCUCACCAGGCCUGGUACCAGGCUACCUACAAAGCACUGGGUCUUGGCCAGGCUAGGCUACUUAUUGCUGCUGAACUGCCUGACUAUUCCGUAGGCUACAGAGGAAAGCGACUCACCAUCCCAUUUUAAAAAAUGACACGUUAGAGAACCAAAAUUCUGAAAAGAACAAGGAAUGCCCCUCAACUGCACCCCUCUCUCCCUUCCCCAAAGGAGUUAGUCUAGGGCUUGCGUCCCAAAUGGAAUCCUAUUCCCUAUAUAGUGCACUACUCUUCACCAGAGCCCUAUUAUGCAGGCCCUGGUCAAAAGUAGUGCACUAUAUAGGGAAUAGGGUGGCAUUUUGGAUGCAGUACAUUUCUCCACUCCCCCCCCAACAGCUCUGAUUGACAGUUGAACCCUGUCUUCUGUGUUCUUUAACUUUAACCCUGGAAACGCUUCGUUGUUUGUUCAGCUUCCUGAUUAGCUGAAGCUGACUUCCCCCUGUAUCCACUCGAUGCACAGUUAACUUUUUAUUUUGAUGUCGCGUGUCUUGUCUUUCUUUACCUGCCUAUCUUUCUGCAGGGGGAAAAAAAUAAGAUUGACACCUGAAGGAUUGGAAGAGUUUGUUUUGACGUGGAUCUCGGGUUGGUUUGCUAUUAGAGAAGAAUAUAGUCAUUUUUUAAAGUGAUGAAUGAACAUGACUGCAGGGAGAGAUGGAGAGAAAAGAGAGUGUUGUACUGCAUGUUCUGCCCACGCUAGAAAGGAAAAUGUAACUGUUGUUUAGUAUUCUACCAAAGCUGAUGACUUCAUUGUGGUGGUUGUUUCACCCAUGUCUUUAUUUUUUAUUUUUUGGGUCUUUUAGUUUUAUAUAAUCUUUAUGAUAAUCGCACUGGAGAUCGUUAUGGAUGUUUCAAUGAUUGUUAAAACACCGCCUCUGUCAAAAAGGACACUGCAGUCAUUCGACGAUGCAUCCCUGGUCCAGAGCACUAAAGGCUAGAUUCAGAGCCGCUCUUCAGAACCGCUCUUCAGAACCACUCUAAAGAGUUAAAGGAUGCUCAUUGCUCGGCACUUCAACUGAUGACGGUCUCAGAAUUGGCUUCACUCAAUCGGACGUAAUGAAUGACUAGUUUUAAUGUUGUCACUUAGUCAUGCACUUACAGAAGGAGGUUUCUCAAUGACUCCAAUUUAAAACCACUGAGCAGCCUCUACUCAACUUAAAACCACUGAGCAGCCUCUACUCAACUUAAAACCACUGAGCAGCCUCUACUCAACUUAAAACCACUGAGCAGCCUCUACUCAACUUAAAACCACUGAGCAGCCUCUACUCAACUUAAAACCACUGAGCAGCCUCUACUCAACUUAAAACCACUGAGCAGCCUCUAGUCAACUUAAAACCACUGAGCAGCCUCUACUCAACUUAAAACCACUGAGCAGCCUCUACUCAACUUAAAACCACUGAUCAGCCUCUACUCAACUUAAAACCACUGAUUAGCCUCUACUCAACUUAAAACCACUGAGCAGGCUCUACUGACUCAUACAUCCACCACGGUAGCAGAUACUGACUCAUACAACGACCACAACCACCACGGUAGCAGAUGCCGACUCAUACAACCACAACGGUAGCAGAUACUGACUCAUACAUCCACCAGGGUAGCAGAUAACGACUCAUACAUCCACCAGGGUAGCAGAUACUGACUCAUACAACGACCACAACCACCACGGUAGAAGAUACCGACUCAUACAAUGACUACAACCACCACGGUAGAAGAUACUGACUCAUACAUCCACCAGGGUAGCAGAUACCGACUCAUACAUCCACCAGGGUAGCAGAUACCGACUCAUACAUCCACCAGGGUAGCAGAUACCGACUCAUACAUCCACCAGGGUAGCAGCUACCGACUCAUACACCCACCAGGGUAGCAGGUACCGACUCAUACAUCCACCAGGGUAGCAGAUACCGACUCAUACAUCCACCAGGGUAGCAGGUACCGACUCAUACAUCCACCAGGGUAGCAGAUACCGACUCAUACAUCCACCAGGGUAGCAGAUACCAACUCAUACAUCCACCAGGGUAGCAGAUACCAACUCAUACAUCCACCAGGGUAGCAGAUACCGACUCAUACAUCCACCAGGGUAGCAGAUACCAACUCAUACAUCCACCAGGGUAGCAGGUACCGACUCAUACAUCCACCAGGGUAGCAGAUACCAACUCAUACAUCCACCAGGGUAGAAGAUACCUACUCAUACAUCCACCAGGGUAGCAGAUACCAACUCAUACAUCCACCAGGGUAGCAGAUACCGACUCAUACAUCCACCAGGGUAGCAGAUACCAACUCAUACAUCCACCAGGGUAGCAGAUACCAACUCAUACAUCCACCAGGGUAGCAGAUACUGACUCAUACAUCCACCAGGGUAGCAGAUACCAACUCAUACAUCCACCAGGGUAGCAGAUACCGACUCGUAUAAGUGCUUUUGAAAAGUAGCAACAAGCAAAAAACCUCUUGUGUUCUAUCGUUGGUGCGUUCAUGCAAAUGUUGUUUAUGGUAUUAUAUUUUCGUACGGUAUCCUAUAAGACAUUGGACACUGGCGUUUACUCCCAGCAUGCUUUGUGAAACCACAAGGUAAACCACUUUCUACAUGUUUCAAUUUAUUAGCUCUUUAUUAUCGCCAAACAAAAACAUGUUGAUAAGGACACUUUUUCCAGUUCAUAUUAAUAUCCUUAUAUCUGUUGUUACAUCCUGUUCUUUCUGGUUUAUAAAACCACCGUUGUAUUAUUCUGUUCUGCUGCACUUUAUCUUCUCUGGGUGUGUGUUUGUGUUUGUGUGUGUGUGUGUUUGUGUGUGUGUGUGUGUGUGUGUUCAGAUUGAAGGUGCUUCUAACACAUCUAUAUUUCAUGUGAAGGGUCAGUAGUUUGAUGAUGUCUGUACCACUCCAUGUCAUGACAAAAGACACACCAGAUAGGAUUUAAUUAAUUUUUUUAUUUUAAUUUACGGUUAGUCUAGCUGUCAAACCUAACUUAAUUUUUUUCUGAAAACUUUUUUUUUAACCUCCAAACCGUUCUGUUGUUAGGGUUACCUCCACACCGUUCUGUUGUUGGGCUGCUUUUUAACGUAAUUAAUUACCCAUUUUUGGAAGGAAAACUAAUACAUUUUGCAGAUCAUAUUUCAUAGACAUUUGUAAAUACGGGACAGUUACUGACGGUAUAAUAAUCACUUGUUUUUUUCGGAACGAUGCGUGAAGGCUUGAGUUACUACAUGUAGUAGAUAUGUCUGAUAGAGAGCUGUUGUUGUAAUGCAGUGAUGGCGAGGGACAUGAAUUCUCAUGGGAACGUCAUGUAGCAUCAUGUCUGGAAAUACAGAUGUAUGCAGACAUUCUAGAAUACUUUCUAUCAUGUUGGUGUAACAAUGAAAGCAUUCCUCCCAUUUGUUUUCUAUCAUGUUGGUGUAACAAUGAAAGCAUUCCUCCCAUUUGUUUUCUAUCAUGUUGGUGUAACAAUGAAAGCAUUCCUCCCAUUUGUUUUCUAUCAUGUUGGUGUAACAAUGAAAGCAUUCCUCCCAUUUGUUUUCUAUCAUGUUGGUGUAACAAUGAAAGCAUUCCUCCCAUUUGUUUUCUAUCAUGUCGGUGUAACAAUGAAAGCAUUCCUCCCAUUUGUUUUCUAUCAUGUCGGUGUAACAAUGAAAGCAUUCCUCCCAUUUGUUUUCUAUCAUGUUGGUGUAACAAUGAAAGCAUUCCUCCCAUUUGUUUUCUAUCAUGUCGGUGUAACAAUGAAAGCAUUCCUCCCAUUUGUUUUCUAUCCUGUUGGUGUAACAAUGAAAGCAUUCCUCCAUUUGUUUUGGCGUUCAUUCUCUUCAGAUCUGAAAGACAUGUUUAAAUUGGUAUUUUCUCCUUAUCGACGUACUUUGUACAAGCAGCUUGUUACCUUGUCUUCCGGCUACUUUUUGUCAACUCUGUAACAUAUCGAACUGAUCAGUGUGAACUGAUAUUGUAUAAAAAUUAAAUUACUUUUGUCUUUUUUUUAAA
Oncorhynchus tshawytscha (Chinook salmon) is the source of this 5287-nucleotide messenger RNA. Its product is annotated as ras-related protein Rab-8B. Bases 43 to 573 code for a protein of 176 amino acids. The record is from RefSeq and is a predicted model, not a curated record. Gene Ontology annotation, biological process: protein localization to plasma membrane; regulation of exocytosis; protein secretion. The transcript has 8 exons. Gene Ontology annotation, molecular function: GTPase activity; GTP binding. Lineage: Eukaryota; Metazoa; Chordata; Actinopteri; Salmoniformes; Salmonidae. Gene Ontology annotation, cellular component: trans-Golgi network transport vesicle; plasma membrane; synaptic vesicle.